Messenger RNA from Pocillopora meandrina, 235 nucleotides. The record is from the annotation of a GenBank genome assembly. NCBI's taxonomy places the organism in Eukaryota, Metazoa, Cnidaria, Anthozoa, Scleractinia, Pocilloporidae.
AUGUUCUUUCAAACAGGCAAUGUAACCCGUGAAGGUAUGUGUGAGCCAGUAGCCAUAGAAACACAGUUUCUGGUCCUUUAGAGUCUAGUCAGUCAACAGAGAGAGAGAGCGAGCAGUCAGUGUAAAUCUCGUAAGAAGAGACAGUAUUAUUUCGGGAAAAUUAGAGGAGGAUGUUCAGGUUCAUUGGGAAUUAGAAACGUUUAACGGAAAUCGGUAUUCCGUUGAGCUGCCAUAG